Messenger RNA from Colossoma macropomum (tambaqui), 1751 nucleotides. It is a transcript of the gene rmnd1, whose product is annotated as required for meiotic nuclear division 1 homolog. The transcript is spliced from 12 exons. The record is from RefSeq and is a predicted model, not a curated record. The coding region runs from base 198 to 1496 and encodes 432 amino acids. Gene Ontology annotation, biological process: positive regulation of mitochondrial translation. NCBI's taxonomy places the organism in Eukaryota, Metazoa, Chordata, Actinopteri, Characiformes, Serrasalmidae.
CGUGACAUGAAACGCAAUGCGUGAUGUCACUGAUACACGAAGCACGCACGCCCACGCUGCUCAGUUUAUUGAAGAUAAACUUUAUCCCAAUUGAUCCCAAUCCUAAAUAAUGUGUCUACAGAAAGUAACGCGCUGUUAAAUUCAGCGAUGACUGCCAGCUGUUGUGUCUUCUGUAAGAGAACACGCGGUGGCUAGGUAUGCUAGCUAGAUCUAUCUCAGCGCUGGCACUGUGGAGACUGCAGCAGCCUUUGGAGAGGAGACAUUUUUGGAGAUUACGUCCAGGAAUUGCAGAGUGGGUGGAAAAUGGCUCUUGCUCCGGGGUCAGGUGUUUUCCACCAAAUCUGCUGGCUCGCAGCGCCUCAUCACACAGCCUUUACCCAGACCACAAGAACAGUCCCUCCAUCACACUCUAUCCUUCGCGGUCUUCUGGACUGCAGAGAGGAGCACUUCAAGGACCUCUUAUUCUUAACAAUCAAACACCACCUGUCUUAAUUAUGAGAUCCAAAGCAUGGAAUAUACACACGAGAUUGCAAUCAACCACAACAGCUACCAUGUCUGUGCUGAAACAAGGAGGCUUGCCUGGCAAAAGAACAUUAAAGGGACCAAGGACAAAACAGCCUUCCAGAGCCAAUCUUCCUGCUCCAGAAGAGGAUAUGAUGCAGUGUAUUGCCUAUGCAACUGCGGACCAGUACCAUCUACCUACCCUCUGCCAUGAUCUAAUGGCCAAUGGCUUUUUUGAAAUAAGAGACCUGCCCAGAGAUGCCUCUAAUGUCUUGGUGAUUGGAACAGAGAUGGCAGCAAAACCCACUGAUGGCGCUUUGAUGUUUUUUUUCAGGGAAGGCUCAGUGGUUUUCUGGAAUGUUGCAGAGACAGCUGUAAAGAAAGCAAUGAGAAUAUUGGAGCAGCAUGAGAUUCAGCCGUAUGAGGUGGCCUUGGUUCACUGGGAAAAUGAAGAGAUCAAUUACGCAGUAGGAGAGGGGAAUUCAAAGCUACAUCGAGGAAAUUUCAUAUUUAAUAGUGAGAUGGACUACGACCAAGUACUUCUAGAGAAAUUUGCAUUUUCCAAUGCUCUGUCUCUAUCAGUUAAGUUGGCUAUUUGGGAGGUCUCUCUGGAUAACUUUGUUGAAUCUAUUCAGUCAAUUCCUGAGACACUGAAAUCCGGAAAAACAGUUAAACUGUCCAGGGCAGAGGUCUUGCAAAAAAUAGGAGAGCUGUUUGCUCUAAGGUACUGCAUAAACCUCAGUUCUGAUCUGCUUAUCACACCUGAUUUCUACUGGGACAGAGAAGACCUGGAGCAGCUGUAUGACAAAACCUGUCAGUUUCUCAAUAUCAACCGUAGGGUCAAGGUUGUGAACGAGAAGCUGCAGCACUGCACUGAACUAACAGACCUUAUGAGGAAUCAUCUGGGUGAAAAGCACAGUCUGCGGCUGGAGUGGAUGAUUGUAAUUCUCAUCACUAUAGAGGUGAUGUUUGAACUAGCCCGGGUGAUUUUCUGAGGAGGUGGGAGAAGAUGCACGAGUUAUGAAGAAUGAUGACUACCUGUGAAACCAGCAAGGCAACAAAAAAAUUCCAAAUGGAAAAAGUCUGAGUAGAGUUGAUAUAUUGUGACUCAAUCUUUCAAAUCUCAGUAUUGUCAGAUGUUUAAAACGUUCCUGAAAGUGUAAUUUAAAUGAUGUUAUUUGUUUAAUAUAGUUGUAUAAUGUUAUGAGUCCUAAUUAGAUAAAUAAAGUGCACAGAUCUCAAAAAAGGUC